GGCAAUCGUAAUAUAGGUGGAGCCUAGAGUAUAUUAUAAUUCUCUUUGGCCUAGAGAAUGAGUUGAGUUCGCAUUAAAAGAUAAUAUUUCUGUCUGUAAAGUGUACCCUGUAUCUAAAACUUUCAGUAGUUUGCCUUCACAUUAUAAUUCUCUUUGUUAUUUAUUCCAUGAAGUGUGCCCGUAAUUUCAGGAAAAGUUGAAUUUGUUUUGUGUUUAUGUAAAAAUUUUUGUGUGAUUCAUUAACCAGGAAACAUGGCCGAAUUGGCAGCAUUACUGCAAACGGAAAUCCCGGAGGGACGAAACCAUCUCACAGACAGCCACACAAAUUUGGAGCGUGUCGCCGAUUACUGCGAAGCGAAUUAUUUCCAGUCCGAGAACAAGAGGCUCGCUCUCGAAAGUACUAAAAACUACACGACUCAAUCUCUGGCCAGUGUAGCAUAUCAGAUAAACACUUUGGCAUACAAUUUCCUUCAGCUGCUCGAACUGCAGACAAUGCAGUUAGCAGAAAUGGAAGGACAGAUGAACCAUAUCGCGCAGACUGUUGCGAUUCACAAAGAAAAAGUGGCGCGUCGUGAGAUUGGUGUGCUUACGGCCAACAAAGUGACCAGCAGGCAGUACAAAAUCAUUGCACCGGCUAAUCCAGAAAAACCAAUUAAAUAUGUCAGAAAGAGUAUUGAUUACACAGCACUUGAUGAUAUUGGCCAUGGUGCACGGUGGAAUGGUGGUGCUUGUGGCACUCCUCGUGGUAGACGAUCUGGAUCUGCAUCAGGUGCUGCGCCCCUCCCAGCACCCACUACUAAACCACCAACACCACCAGCUGCAGUCCGAGCUGCCUCUGCAGCUAAUACAGGCACUUUGGGGCGUGGAACUCUUGGUAAAUCGUCUCGUGAGUACCGAACUCCGCCAGCGGUGGCGCCUCCACAGGUGCCAUCGCAUUAUGCACCUAACUAUCCGAGACGCCCACCAGGCUACUCAACGCUGCCUGUUGCUCAGCCACAGGUUGGCAUGGUGCAUCCAAAUCAACAUCAAACAACACCCUCUAAUUAUACUCAACAAGAUCUCCAUUCUAGUAUGCCACCUCCACCAUCACCACUGAUUGGGUCAGAUGGUGAACACAGUCAGCAUUCAAUGAGUCUGCCAGGACAGCGAGCAUCGUCGUCAUCAGCGGGUGGUGGUUCAAUUCGAGGCGGUUCCGUUUCGCCUCCGCUGCCGCCGCCCCCCAUGGACGAUGAGCUCACACACGACGCCUUCGGUCGACCGCAUCAACUCAACAACAAGAUGGGUUCUCAAUAUACAAGUGCAGUUCCAGCCAUUGUUCCCGAUGAGGAGGAUCUGCCUGGAUGGGUACCAAAGAACUAUAUUGAGAAAGUUGUAGCAAUCUAUGAUUACUAUGCUGAUAAGGAAGAUGAGUUGUCAUUCCAAGAGAGUGCAGUGAUAUACGUUCUGAAGAAAAAUGAUGAUGGCUGGUGGGAAGGCGUCAUGGAUGGAGUCACUGGAUUGUUCCCUGGGAAUUAUGUGGAGCCCUGUGUUUGAAAUUGAUGUGUUUGCCGCGUCACAAUUGUAUUGCCAUGUAUCCAAUAUAUUAUUAGUUACUUGCACA
Manduca sexta (tobacco hornworm) is the source of this 1600-nucleotide messenger RNA. It is a transcript of the gene Abi, whose product is annotated as abl interactor 2. Lineage: Eukaryota; Metazoa; Arthropoda; Insecta; Lepidoptera; Sphingidae. Gene Ontology annotation, molecular function: SH3 domain binding. The transcript is spliced from 9 exons. The record is from RefSeq and is a predicted model, not a curated record. Bases 253 to 1533 code for a protein of 426 amino acids.